GUUGUAGUUUUCCACAGCUGCACUACUAAUUUUUUGUUCUGAAAGCGGGUAAAUACACCCGUUGUGUUUCUAAUUUUACUCACGCUGCUGAGAUGUCUCCCACAGAAGCACUAGUGAGCAUUGUGCUGGGCCUACUGGGCUACGUCAUAUACCGCCUGCGUCAGGGUAUGACCUACUGGCAGCGACACGGUAUUCCUUGUGAGGAGCCACAUUAUUUAGUUGGCAAUUUGGUUGGUUUGGGCAAGACGCGUUCAUUCCCGGAUAUUUGGCUGGAUACUUACAGAAAGUUCAAAGGCACUGGUCCCUUUUGUGGCUUUUAUUGGGGCCGAAGCGCAUCUGCUUUUGUGCUGACACCAGAAUUGGCUAAACUGGUACUUAUUAAAGACUUUAAUAAAUUCAGUGAUCGCGGCUUUUACCACAACGACAAGGACGACCCUCUUUCCGGGCAACUUUUUAUGCUGGAUGGUCACAAAUGGCGGAGCAUGCGGAAUAAACUCUCUCCCGCAUUCACCAGUGGAAAAAUGAAAAUGAUGUACCCGACUAUUGUGAAAAUAGCUGAUGAGCUCUCAAAUUUGACGGGUGCUAUGCAAAAGCAAGAUACCGUGAUAGAGGUGAAAGAGGUGUUGGCGCGCUUCACUACCGAUGUGAUUGGCACUUGUGCCUUCGGCAUAGAAUGCAAUAGUUUAAAGGAUCCCAAUUCAGAGUUUCGCGCAAUGGGUAAGAAAGCUUUAACGGAUGUGAGACAUACACAGCUGGCACGUACCAUUAUUAGUAGUUAUCCAGAAUUGGCCAAAUGCCUGCACAUGAAAGUCAUACCCGAUCACAUUACUAAAUUUUACAUGGGUAUCGUGUGCGAGAACAUCGAAUAUCGUGAAAAGAAUAAUAUUAGACGCAACGACUUCUUCGAUAUGUUGCUGGAUCUGAAGAAUAACAAAGUACUGAAGUCGGAAGAUGGCGAGGAUAUGAGUAUAAGUGUUGGCGAAUUGGCCGCGCAGGCAUACCUGUUUUUGAUAGCCGGUUUUGAGACUUCAUCGACCACAAUGGCAUUUGCGCUCUACGAGUUGGCACAGCAUGAGGACAUGCAGCAGCGUGCGCGUGAGGAGAUUUUAGAGGUGAUGGUACGUCACGAGGGCAAACUUACCUACGAGUGUAUGAGCGAAAUGGUGUACUUGAAUCAGAUUAUAUCAGAGACCUUACGUUUGUAUACUGUGCUGCCAAUACUGAAUCGCAUGUGUCUGGAGGACUACCCGGUGCCGGGCCAUCCGAAGUACGUCAUUAAGAAGAAUAUGAAAGUGUUGGUGCCAGCAGGUGCAAUGCAUCGCGAUGCCGAUCUAUUUCCCAAUCCAGAUAAAUUCGAUCCGGAGCACUUUUCGGCGGAACAAGUGGCCAAACGCGAUGGUAUUGAAUUCUUGGCCUUCGGUGAAGGGCCGCGCAAUUGCAUCGGUAUGCGCUUCGGCCAGAUGCAGGCGCGCGUGGGUUUGGCGUAUUUGCUGAAAAGCUUUAAGUUUAGUGUCUGCGAUAAAACGCCAAUACCGAUGGUCUAUAAUACGAACACCUUCCUGGUGUCUUCUAACACUGGUAUUUAUUUACGUGUGGAACCAGUUUGAAUUGGAUUUAAUCUUUUUGAUUUUAUUGUAGUAUUUAAUUAUGUAGUUAAGGCUCUUUGGUCCAUAUAGAAAUAAAA
Anastrepha obliqua is the source of this 1684-nucleotide messenger RNA. RefSeq names its product cytochrome P450 6a9-like. Lineage: Eukaryota; Metazoa; Arthropoda; Insecta; Diptera; Tephritidae. The coding region runs from base 93 to 1607 and encodes 504 amino acids. Gene Ontology annotation, molecular function: iron ion binding; monooxygenase activity; oxidoreductase activity, acting on paired donors, with incorporation or reduction of molecular oxygen. The record is from RefSeq and is a predicted model, not a curated record. The transcript is spliced from 2 exons.